ACUUUGGCCGAUUUGUUGCAAACGGAUGUGUAUGCCUAUGAUUAUUCCGGAUACGGUAUCAGCACCGGCAGUCCAUCGGAGAAAAAUGUUUAUGCUGACAUUGAAGCUGCCUAUCAACACAUUCAUAAAACUAGAGGAAAAAAUGUUCGAAUAGCUUUAGUUGGUUACAGUAUUGGAACAGCACCAACCGUUUACUUGGCUUCAAAGCAUCCACCAAAUCUUUGCGGCAUCGUCCUCAUCGCGCCAUUUACAUCGGGUCUACGACUGUAUUCAAAACGCGACUCGACUUGCUGCAUGGACCGCUUUUUGAGAGUAUCGGGCUAA
Gongylonema pulchrum is the source of this 324-nucleotide messenger RNA. NCBI's taxonomy places the organism in Eukaryota, Metazoa, Nematoda, Chromadorea, Rhabditida, Gongylonematidae. The record is from the annotation of a GenBank genome assembly.